This is a messenger RNA of Cebus imitator (Panamanian white-faced capuchin), 849 nucleotides long. RefSeq names its product cysteine rich tail 1 (gene CYSRT1). Bases 388 to 822 code for a protein of 144 amino acids. The record is from RefSeq and is a predicted model, not a curated record. The transcript is spliced from 2 exons. Lineage: Eukaryota; Metazoa; Chordata; Mammalia; Primates; Cebidae.
GACUGCAGCCCAGGAAUUCGAGGGCCUCGCCCCACUUCCUUUCCGGAGCCGUGACCUCAGGCUCGCCUCCUGCCCUCACCUCUGGCAAGCUGCAGAUGCCCUUUAGGGCCAGGCCGUGCCCCGGAUGUGAGGGGACUGAGUCACUGGGUUCGGCAGUGCCCCUCGGAGCCCAGGUCUAGGCUGCCGCCCACCUGAGGAUGAGGGGUGGGCCAGCGGCCGCGCUCCAGUUGCUGAGGCCUCUUGGGAACCCCAUUUCUGAGCCCCGCCCAUGGCCCCGCCCCUCCCAAGGAGCGAAAAGGCGCUGCCGGCCGCUCAACUCAGGCACUGGGACCUAGAGCUCCGAGGACCGAGAGGACAGACUGCCGCGCUGCCACCAUCGGCUGGGCCAUGGACCCCCACGAGAUGGUCGUCAAGAACCCGUAUACCCACAUCAGCAUCCCCCGGGCUCACCUGCGGCCCGACCUGGGGCAGCAGUUAGAGGAGGCUCCCACCUGUUCCUCAUCCUCGGAGAUGCAGCCACUGCCAGUAGGGCCCUGUGCCCCGGAGCCAACCCAUCUCUUGCAGCCGACGCAGGUCCCAGGGCCCAAGGGCGCCAAGGGUACCCAGGGGGCUGUGCCCAUCCAGAACCAGCAGACCUGGCAACAGCCUGGCAACCCGUACGGCAGCAGUCGGCGCCCGGCCGGACUGACCUACGCUGGCCGUCCGCCUGUGGGGCGGGGGGACGACAUCGCCCACCACUGCUGCUGCUGCCCCUGCUGCCGCUGCUGCCACUGCCCCCCCUUCUGCCGCUGCCACAGCUGCUGCUGCUGCGUCGUCUCCUAGCCCUGCCCGUCCUGCCAGGGCCAGGAC